Messenger RNA from Micropterus salmoides (largemouth bass), 2652 nucleotides. It is a transcript of the gene haus6, whose product is annotated as HAUS augmin-like complex, subunit 6. The transcript has 16 exons. NCBI's taxonomy places the organism in Eukaryota, Metazoa, Chordata, Actinopteri, Centrarchiformes, Centrarchidae. Gene Ontology annotation, cellular component: HAUS complex; mitotic spindle microtubule. The coding region runs from base 23 to 2371 and encodes 782 amino acids. Gene Ontology annotation, biological process: spindle assembly. The record is from RefSeq and is a predicted model, not a curated record. Gene Ontology annotation, molecular function: microtubule binding.
GUAGCUAAGUUAGCUCGGAAUAAUGGCGAACCCAGCUCGGAUGCAGAAGCUCAAAGGGAAAUAUUUGUGGUUUGCUCUCCUCGGGCUCGGAUUUAAACCGGAGUCGACAGUCGCCGGCAAAAACAAACACAUGAACCUGGGACCGAAUAUGUUUGACAAACCAAACAAGGAUGCCUUCUACAUAGUAAUCAAUUUCCUGUUGGAGAAACUCAACCCGACACGAUUUAAUGAGGCAUACAGGCACUGCUGGCCUGUUUUGGACCACAAAGCAGAUGCUGAGUUCCGCAAAGUUACCUGCGCUUGGCUGAAGGAAAUAAUGGAUGAAACUGCAAAUGCAGGAUCCAAAGUGUUAGCAUCGUUGUUCCUCUCACCUGGAGGCCCCAAGUUUAUCAGCUUGAUGUUUGAUUUGGCCCAUCAUGUCAUGCUGCAGGAAAUGAAGACAUUCAAGACCGAUGGCAGCUGGGUUCCCGAGGCUGCAGCGAUUCCCGCUUCCUCCCCAGACAUGGCAAUGAAGAGACACGACAUGGUGAAAACCAGGUUUUUAAACGCUGCGGUGAAUCAGGAUCAUUCUCUCCGUGACUACCAAAAACGAGCCCAGCUCCUGGUGAAGUCUGUAAGGGACCGCCGAGCAGAGGGUGCCAAGUAUGAUGAGCCACUCAAGCAUCACAGCAGUGAUUCUACACAGGAGGGUGCUUCUCUCGCUAAGACCAAAGGGGUGCGGCCCUUGUGGUCAACAAUUGAUGGAAUGCUGUCAGCUACUAAAGAGGAGCAGCAUGCAGUGGAUUGUGUUUUGAAGGGAGAUGUAGAUCAGUACGUCCUGGAUGGGACGAAUCGAAGCCUGAAUAUUCCCCAGUGUCUGCUGGCGAGAAUUGAACAGCUCCCACAUCAGUUGAGUUCAGGGAACGUGUACAAGGCUGGCCAGCUGAACCUCCUGUGUGUGUUGGAACUGAUGAACCAUGCGCUGCAGCUCCUGAAGGAGGAGCGAUGUCGUGUGUCUCAUGCCCCCACACUCCAGAUUAAUUCCCAGCACCUGCAGGAGAAAUGUCAGCAGAUGGCCCGUGUGCUGCAGGACCUCCACCUCCUCAGGCAGAAAAUUACCAAGGAUGGAAUUCCUGAGGUGAGGAGCAACAUCAAACAGUUGGAGGCGGUGUGGGACAGGAAGUGGAUGGAUACUCUGACAGACACACCCCUAGUCUCUUUCCUGAAUGAAGAUCCAGCUCUUGGCUUCCUCUCACCAAUGGCUCAGCUGUCAUUUGAACCGACAGCUGACGCUAAUUACAGAAGUAGUGUCUUCUCCCAGUACCCUGCAACGCUUCUUGAAAUGCCUGCGGAGAGAAAAUCACAGGAAGACAUCUGCUCUACUUAUUCCAACCUGAAGAGCUCUUGCCCAACACCAGGUGACAGGAUUGGAAGUCCCGUUGUCACCACUGAAGCGCCAUUACAAGUGAAUACCUCUCUCGACUGGCUUUUCGACACGCCUCCAUCAGCACCACCACCUCAGGCGAGCGUGAGAGAGACUCCCAGUGUCGACCAAAAGGUGUCUCCCAUGAAGAACAAGACUCAGAUUUUAGAUAUGGAAUGUGAUAACCUCGCUGAUCAGUUUGCAGAUGCUCUAACUACAACCACCCCCACUGAAGGCAGAGUCAAAAGUCUGGACCUGGAGGGCCUUCUCACUGCUCUUCAUGGAGAUCCCUUCUCUACUAGAAAGCAGCUGCCACGUACACCUGAGAGCUUGAUUAAGGAUGUGAAGAGCUCCUGGCGUAAGGCAGUUGAAGAAGACGAAGCUAAGAAAAUCGGGCAGUCUAUCAAAUUUAAUGGUGGCAGUGGAACGGGGCAGUUCAGUCCCCUCUAUGAGCCUCACAAUGUGUGGCUGAGCCCUGAGGCUCCCAAGAGCGUCCCCUCCAGUGCCACCCCUGCUGUCACCAGCUGCAGCAGCCCCCCUUUUGACCAGCAGGGGGACUUACUCGACCAUGAAACUCUGCCUGAAAUGUCUAGCUGCGACAGUCUGAGCCUCGACGAAGUGGUGGAUGUGGAGAGUGAAGAGGACGACGAGCUGCUCAUACCCGCCCUGAAGAAUGAGGCCACGCAAACGCCGUUAACCACUCGUCAACACUUGAGUCAGAUCCGGCAGGCUUCUGAUGACUACUUCAUGGAAAGCAGGAAGAGGACACCCGAGUGUCUUCUGUCAGAUCACACUGUUUCUGGUCUGGACAGAGACUGGCUAAUGGAGCCUGCGAAGUUGGUGGAAGCCACAGACAAGGUCUUCUCACUGGAUUUGGACACACUGGAGACGCCUUCAACCCCAAAGGAGGAGUACAGCCUGCCAAAACUGAUCACGUUCUCCCCGAUAGAUGAUGAGAUAAAGUGUUAACUACAUCAAUAUAGAAACUACUUUUCAUCCUUGAAAUCAUCUGCCAUGAUAAUUACAUAACACAUUUGUACAUAGCUGUGAAAUAACCUACAUCUAUCAGUCUAAAUUAGUUUUCUGUGCAUAAGUUUAGGUUUUUAAUUUAAAAUAGUAAGAACAUGAAUUAUUUCUGUGUACAUAAUUAGGAUUGCUAACUGCAGUGGGUAAGAGAUUGUAUCUAAUUUCUUGAAUGUUGUAUUAAACACUUUGUAAAUAAAAACUGAACACAGCUGCUGCAGCAAAAG